ACCUGCAAGAGCGUUUGGGAGGCGGAGAGUCACAGUCGGCUCACCCGGGAGCUGUAUGACUGUGUGUGUCGGCCGGGCAGCAGGAGGAGCCCGCACCGACCGGAGUGAGCGAAGAAAAGACGACAAGAAAAGAGAGCAAGGGGGGGCGGAAAGAGACCCGAUUGAAAGAAAGACGCGAACGCUGUGCGGAUGAAGAAAUCAGAGUGGCAACGGUCGAAAGACUCAUGUGAAGUUUGUCGCUUAAAACAUGGACAGACUGGGUGUUGACUAGGGACAAAAACACGGCAGAGAGAGACGUCGGCGAGAGACACCAAUGUAUAAAAUGUGCUGGCAGCCUGGUCCUUGCUAAAGUAAUGGAAACACGACGUUUAGUGGCCAUUGCCAUGCCUCUGUGGAAAUACGCAAGCAGCUAGCAUGGCUAAUCGUGUUGAGCCUGUCAGCCGAUACGCUCAGGACCGCCAUGCUAAAGUGGUGCGAGAAUAACAACCAGGAGCGCUCUGUUCACGCAGAGGGAAAACGCUGGAAAAAGUUGGUGGAAAAUCUUGUUUUUUCACCUCAUUUGUGAUCCCCAGCUUUUUAUUAUUUUGACCUAGAUACUUCUCCAAGACACUUACUUUUCGGCCAAUCACAUCUAAAUGCAAUCGACUUUUCUGUGAAUAAUAAUGGAUGGAAUUGACAGCCUGGCGUAGUGAGGAUGUGAGCGGCAGAAGGAUGGAAGUUGUAUGAAGAGAAGGAGGACUAGCUGGAACCAGCAGAGCACAAUGGCCCACGCCAGUUUGCUGCAGGGGAAGCGCUUUUAUUGCCGGGAAUGGGUCUUCCAUAAGAUCCAGCAUUGCCUCCAGGAGAAAAGCAGCAACCUGAGUGGGGUGACCCCAAGUAAGCAACCCCCUGACGGAGACGUGGCCAACCCAAGAAGCCUGACGUCAGGCUCAGUGAAGAGCGGGAACUCCUGGGGGGUGUUACUGGUUGGCGGUCCCGGCAGCGGGAAAACGGCACUGUGCACCGAGCUGCUGUGGCCCAUGUCGACGCAGGGAGCCCAGCGAGGCCUGCACCAGCAGGGCCUUGCCUUCCACUUCUGCCGGGCGGGUGACUCGGACACACUGUGCGUCGCCGGCUUCAUCCGCGGCCUGGUGGCACAGAUCUGCCGCAGCGGGUUGGUGCUGGGAUACGAGGAGAAGGUGCGCGACCCGGCCGUGCAAAGCGCGCUGAAGCCUGGGGAGUGUGAGAGGAACCCGACCGAGGCAUUCAAACGCUGCGUGCUCUUGCCUCUCCUGGGUGCCAAGCCGCCGCCACAGGCUCUCUACCUGCUAGUGGACUCCGUGGACGAGGGUGGCCAACUGGGCGAGGCGGACCAGAGGUCACCACCGGGCUCCCCCAGGACCAUCGCCGAGCUCCUCGCCAGCCAUCACGAGUUCCUGCCGCCGUGGCUUCUGCUCAUCUGCUCUUCACGGAGACAGAACAAGUCCAUUACAAAACUCUUCACAGGGUUCCGGAAAAUCAGCCUGGAUGAUCUGCGUAAGGCCUACAUCGUCAAGGAUGUGCAACAGUACAUCCUCCACCGCCUGGAUCAGGAGGAGGCCCUAAGGCAGCAUCUCACCAAGGAGACGGCAGAGAUGCUCAACCAGCUCCACAUCAAGAGCAGCGGGUGUUUCCUCUACCUGGAGCGAGUGCUGGACGGCGUGGUUGACAACUUUAUCAUGCUACGUGAGAUCCGCGACAUCCCCGGCACGCUGAAUGGCCUCUACCUCUGGCUCUGCCAGAGACUGUUUGUCAGGAAACAGUUUGCCAAAGUCCAACCCAUCCUCAAUGUUAUUCUGGCAACGUGCAGGCCCCUCACAGUCAAGGAAUUGUACCACGCAGUCUGGACCAAAAAUACCACCCUGACAAUGGAAGAGUUUCAGAAAAAGAUGGACAUCCUCUCCAAGUUGUUAGUGGAUGGUUUCGGCAGCACCAAAAUCCUUUUCCACUACAGUUUUGCAGAGUGGCUGCUGGACGUGAAGCAUUGUACACAAAAAUACCUGUGCAAUGCUGCUGAAGGACACCGGAUGUUGGCUAUGAGUUACACCUGCCGGGCAAAGCAGCUCAAACCUCGCGAAGUGCAAGAAUUCGCACUACACUUAGUGAAUUCCAAUUUGCAGAUGGAGCCGUUCAAUCUGGCACUUUGGAUGGUCUGGAAUGGGACACCUGCCAAAGACUCUCUGACCACCUCCAUACCGAGGGAACAAGAGGUUUUGCAACUUCUAGUCAAAGCCGGCGCCCACGUGAACAACGAAGAUGACCACGCUUCGUGUAUCGUACAACAGGCCCUGGAAAGAGAGGACUCCAUACGGACUUUAUUGGACAAUGGGGCCUCUGUCAACCAGUGCGACUCAAGCGCCAGAACUCUGCUCUCCAGCGCGGCGUACAGCGGCAACCUUGAUGUUGUCACCUUGCUCAUCUCCAGAGGGGCAAACAUGGAGCUGGAGGACAACAAUGGACAAACGGCUCUCACUCUCGCCGCCAGGCAGGGUCACACCAAAGUGGUCAACUGCCUCAUUGGCUGCGAGGCCAACAUCAACCACACGGAUCACGACGGCUGGACAGCGCUGCGCUCGGCCGCAUGGGGCGGACACUCGGAGGUGGUGUCCGCUUUGCUGUAUGCCGGCGCCAAAGUGGACUGCGCCGAUGCCGACGGCAGGACAGCUUUGAGGGCAGCCGCUUGGGGGGGGCAUGAGGACAUCGUGCUGAACCUUCUUCAGCACGGUGCUGAAGUCAACAAGGCCGAUAAUGAAGGAAGAACAGCCCUCAUCGCUGCUGCGUAUAUGGGACACAGGGAGAUAGUGGAGCACCUCCUAGACCAUGGGGCAGAAGUCAAUCAUGAGGACAUGGAUGGUCGGACCGCCCUUUCGGUCGCAGCUCUCUGCAUCCCCGCCAGUAAAGGCCACGCCUCUGUUGUGAGUCUUCUCAUUGAAACGGGGGCAGAGGUAGACCACUGCGACAAAGACUGCAUGACUCCUCUCCUGGUGGCCGGCUAUGAAGGACACGUAGAUGUCGUAGAUCUGCUUCUGGAGGGCGGUGCUGACGUAGACCACACAGACAAUAACGGACGUACCCCGCUCCUCGCGGCUGCAUCCAUGGGCCAUGCAUCUGUCGUCAACACGUUGCUAUUCUGGGGCGCAGCGGUAGACAGCAUUGACAGCGAGGGAAGAACGGUGCUAAGCAUCGCAUCUGCGCAGGGCAACGUGGAGGUGGUUCGGACUUUGCUGGACAGAGGUCUGGAUGAAAACCACCGGGACGACGCAGGCUGGACGCCACUGCACAUGGCAUCCUUCGAAGGACACAGGCUAGUGUGCGAAGCCCUGAUCGAGCAAGGCGCUCGUUGCACGGAGGUGGACAACGACGGCAGGAUACAGCUGAUACUGGCCGCACAAGAGGGACACUACGACUGCAUCCAAAUCCUCCUGGACAACAAGGCGUGUAUAGACCAGCGAGGGUACGACGGGAGGAAUGCUCUCAGAGUGGCGGCGCUGGAAGGUCAUCGCGACGUUGUGGAGCUACUGCUGAGCCACGGUGCCGACAUUGACCACAAGGACGCCGACGGACGACCGACGCUCUACAUACUGGCGCUGGAAAACCAACUGGCAAUGUCAGAGUACUUCCUAGAGAAUGGUGCCAACGUGGAAGCGUGUGACACAGAAGGCAGGACAGCCCUCCACGUGUCCUGCUGGCAGGGCCACUUGGAAACUGUGCGGCUGCUCAUCAACUACCAUGCUGAUGUCAACGCCUGUGACAAUGAGAAGCGCUCUGCCCUCCAGUCGGCCGCCUGGCAAGGCCACACCAAAGUUGUGCAGUUCCUGAUAGAAAACGGCACACGGGUCGACCACACAUGCAACCAGGGUGCAACGGCCUUGGGCAUUGCCGCCCAGGAGGGUCACAUCGAAGUGGUCCAGAUACUUCUUGAAAACGGUGCCGACCCAAACCACGCCGACCAGUUUGGACGCACGGCAAUGAGGGUGGCGGCCAAAGGCGGCCACUCCGCUAUUAUCAAAGUCUUGGAAAAGUAUGGAGCCACAACUUUAAAUGGCAGUAAUCCGUCACCUGUGCACACCAUGGAUGACAAAAUGACGGGUAAAAUGCAGUCGCUCACCAUAAAAUCCAGUAGUUCCGGCAGCACUGGUGCGGGAGAUCUGCAGUCAGUGGGACGCGGUCCCACCAACGGGCCCGUCCACGCAUUCAGUUCCCCAUCGGAAUCCCCCGACUCUACUGUGGAUAGACAGAAAUCGGCGCUGUCCAACAAUUCGCUCAAGAGCUCCAAGAACUCAUCUCUGAGGACCACGUCGUCCACAGCCACGGCACAGACGGUUCCCAUCGAUAGCUUCCACGGCAUGACCUUCACCGAACAAAUCCAGCAGCACUCGCUACCCCGCAGCCGCAGUAGGCAGUCCAUCGUCUCGCCUUCCUCCACCACAAAAUCCACUGGUCAGCAGCCACCGCCAUCGCCGUCCAACGAAUUUGACUGGUCGCUGCUGAAACCCGGUCUGAAAUCGACAAAGGGAACCAAGAUCGUAAACGGCACCGCAAUUAGCAAAGGAGGUCCGGACAAGAAAAAAUCCAAGAAUGGCGGCUCCACGCAAGGCCAGGUACUCGAGUACGAGAUGACUCAAAUGGACAAACGCCUUGCUUUCAAUAAUUCAGUCGCCAUGGGCCCCCAUUGCAAGGUGGUUAUUGGCAGCUCGGCCCAGCAAGACCAGCUCUUCAUUCACAAACAGAGCUGCAUUGAGAAGAAGCGCAAUGGUAUCAUGACCAACCCCAACUAUCACCUACAGGGUCACCAGGUCUUCUUGGGGCGGGUGUCAGUUCCCUGCGCCCCACAGAGUCGAGGCCAGCACCAGGACAUCCUAGAGAGCUACCCCGUUGGCGACACGGAGCUAAGCCUUAAACAAGCUCUCAGACUGCAGAUUGAAGGAUCGGAACCCGGCUUCAACUACAAAAAGGAAACCCCUUUAUAGUCGGUGUCACAAACAGGUAAUCAGCACAUUCACAACGACUCUUUUUUUUUUUUUUUUUGUCAGUGCUGGAUUGCACGAAGAAUGUUCUCCAGCUGGACUGUUGCCUCCCUGUGAAACACGGGAAUUCUUCCUGAAUGCCGGCGGCCACAAACGUGCCAAAGCAACUACGUUGGGAAGAUCUCAAAAAGUAGAAACCUUACAAGGGCGUUGAUCGGUUGCUUCCUCGAGGCUUUCUGUGGACUGAUACGCAAUGUGCCUACAUUCUGUUACAACCUUCUCUGUGCGAAACUAUCAUUAUAAUUUAAUAUAAUGCUAUUUAAUGAAAAAAAUAAGUGUAUGCACUUUGGAAAAAGUCAAAUGACAGAUGUGCUUUUCUUUUAUUUACUCUGGAAGUCCAUCCUUAUUUUAUUGGCAGUCUGUGACUAUUCUUUUUCAUUGUUUCAUGGGUGUGUAUUGCACAUGAACACCAGGACAUUGUAUCAAUAGGCCGCCUUUUUCUCCAAAUAUUCUUUUCCGUUCCGUGUUCAAAGCAGUCCUGGAAAUUUGCGGGCAUAUUUAUUUUGGAAAAAAGCCACUUUUUGUUGCGUUCCGCUCUACCAUGGUGCUGUUGUGUUCUGGACAAGUUGCCUGCAGCUAUUUUUGUUGUUUCAUGACAAAAAGGGUAACGAAGGUAAAUUUUGUCCCCAUGGGAUUUCUUUUCAGUUGUGUUUUUGCAUCUUUUUUUUUUUUUUUUUGCAACUGCAUCAGAAUAUUUAAAUAUAUCCACGGUGUUAUUGUGUCCGCAUUGGUUUGGUGCUAAACUAAACUCAGUCCUGUUGUGUGUAACACUGUCAAGGAAUCAAAUGCGAGAGACACAGGAGGGGCUGAAAAGAGAGUUCGGAUUUUACUCUUGAAAGCCAACGUUGGAAAAAAAUAGUCAAUCAGUCAAAAUGGGACAGGAAAAAAGGGAAAAAAAAACAUGUUUUUCAUUAAGUCUACAGUUACAGGCUGUGUCAUAUUUUUGCAUCAUGUAAUGCUUUUUUUUUUUUUUAACCAGGGACGACAAUGAUAGCGACCUAUCGCAUGUGCAAACACCAUCAGUCCACUAGGAAAACAAAACAAAAAGUUUGCAAUCUUAUCACUUCAACAGCUCAGUGUUUUCUCUACUGUCUUGGGGUGACCGGGACUGUAAAUAUCUCACUAUGUACAUUCAACGUUUAUUUACUUCCUGUAUCAUAUAUGAAGUUAAUUUUUUUCCACCCAUGUAUAUUAAAAAUGCUUAAUAAACAUAUUUGCUUUACUGCUGAAAAAAAACAAACACUUCUUGUCUUUGUUCACCUGAUGAGAAAAAACAACUUCGGGUACUCAGACACUAACGGCUCAGUCGUUAGCGGAAGUCGCCGCAAGCACAUUGUUUUCCAAAAUCCAUUUUGCCAUUUUAAGGCUAAUGUGAUAAAAUUAUUUUUAAAUUACAUUCGGCAAGGCUGCUUCAGUUCUACGGCACAUUUAAUACACAAGUGUUUCUCAUAGUUAUGAAACAUUAAAAAUAAAAACUGAGGAAUUUUACAAAGCAAAGCAAUUAAAGUAAAUUUGCGAAAACUGUUAAAAGAACAUACGACACAAACGGUUUUGGAAAAAUUGACUAUAAAUGUGCUCUCAAAGACCUUAAUCAUAUGUAGUGUUGCCAUAAAUAACUUCCUUUACUGAUUACUGGACUUCAACAGGAAC
Hippocampus zosterae (dwarf seahorse) is the source of this 6695-nucleotide messenger RNA. RefSeq names its product ankyrin repeat domain 50 (gene ankrd50). The transcript has 4 exons. NCBI's taxonomy places the organism in Eukaryota, Metazoa, Chordata, Actinopteri, Syngnathiformes, Syngnathidae. The record is from RefSeq and is a predicted model, not a curated record. Gene Ontology annotation, molecular function: protein binding. Bases 723 to 4988 code for a protein of 1421 amino acids.